Messenger RNA from Vitis riparia (riverbank grape), 1254 nucleotides. RefSeq names its product transmembrane emp24 domain-containing protein p24delta5-like. Gene Ontology annotation, cellular component: COPII-coated ER to Golgi transport vesicle; endoplasmic reticulum; Golgi apparatus. Bases 273 to 917 code for a protein of 214 amino acids. NCBI's taxonomy places the organism in Eukaryota, Viridiplantae, Streptophyta, Magnoliopsida, Vitales, Vitaceae. Gene Ontology annotation, biological process: endoplasmic reticulum to Golgi vesicle-mediated transport; intracellular protein transport; Golgi organization. The transcript has 4 exons. The record is from RefSeq and is a predicted model, not a curated record.
UUUUUCUCCCCGUUCUACCGUGCUGUUGAGUGCAUUGCACCGUGAUUGAAAGCGCGUGGGGAAACCACAAGAAUUAAGCUGCCAUGUCCAAAAUUGGACGAUUUGCACGAAGGCCAUUGGCUCCUCAAAAGACCAGCGUCGCAGACAGCGGGACACAUAGCGCUCCAGUAUUUACUCCACUCGCAGUGAGCGAGCCCGCGGGUGGUAGUUGUAUGUUUUCGAAGUAGAUGACACAGAUUGUAGUGUUGGUGUGAGCGUGUGAGAGCUCAACGAUGGCGGAGAGUGCGAUAAUGCUGUUGGCGGCCACCAUGAUCAUGAUAUGGUGGGCGACGCCAUCACAAGCCAUAUGGUUGAGCCUUCCAAGCUCUGGAACCAAGUGCGUCUCUGAAGAAAUCCACAACAACGUCGUCGUUUUGCUCGAUUACUCUCUUGUCCUAGGCGGAGACGACGACCCCAGCCAUCCCACCACCAUCUCCGUUAGGGUAUCAUCCCCAUAUGGGCAAAAUCUUUACUAUCAAGAGAAAGUGACCAAAGGUCAAUCUGCAUUUACAACUAGUGAGAGCGGCGCCCAUGUAGCCUGUUUUUGGCUGGAUGGAAAUCAUGAGGAAGGGGCAGGUAGAACUAUUGACAUUGACUGGAAAAUUGGAAUUACUGCAAAGGAUUGGGACUCAGUUGCUAAAAAAGAGAAAAUUGAGGGUGUUGAAUUUGAGCUGAGGAAACUUGAAGGAAUAGUGAAUGCCAUCCAUGAGAAUAUAAUCUUUCUCAAGGAGAGGGAAGCAAAGAUGAGGGAAGUCAGCGAAACAACGAACUCCAGAGUAGCAUGGUUCAGUCUCAUGUCUCUUGGUGUCUGCAUUGUGGUUGCAGCUUUGCAGUUAUGGCACUUGCAGCACUUCUUCAGAAAGAAGAAGCUUAUUUAGGUUUUGGAAGUUCCGGAGAAAAGUAGAAUCCUCUUUUUGUCUUUGUAAGGUAAUAGUUUGUAUUUUAUUUUUCUUGGGGCUUUGGAGGUUGAUGAUAUCUUCCGUAAUAGAUGGACAAAAUUUCAGAUUUCCAACACAUUUGGAAGUAGGGAGAGAUGAUUUCUUCUAUCAUAGAUGGACAAAAUUUCAGAUUUCCUACACAUCUUUGGAGUUGGGGAGAACCAUUAUCAUUUACUUCAUUGCUGGAGCAUCUGCUGUAAGACCUAUUUUGAAUUAUUCAAUGACACAAGGGGUCUGAUUCCCGAUUACAGAAUGUAUAGAAAGCAGUUCGUGUGUA